AUGGUGCCGUUUGCCAACACGGUAAAUCCGGGGACGUGGAACCCUCUACCGAAGGUGUUGAACCCAGGGAUUGGCAAUCCGUCAUUCACCGGUUUCCCAUCAGAGCCGAAAAUAGUCCCGUUGGGAAAGAAGCUGGAGCCGCCUAUCGUUACAGAGCCGUCCGGAUUUUUGGACGGAAUGGUCACACUCCCGUCAGGGUUUGCAGUCACGUUUAAGCCGCCAGAACCAGCAUUAAACGCGGGGGGAAGCGACACCGUCAGACCGCCGGAGCCCGGCCCAGUCACCGGCGGGCCCGGAAUCACCGGCGGGCCCGGAAUCACCGGCGGGCCCGGAAUCACCGGCGGGCCCGGAGUCACCGGCGGAAGCCCCGGCCCGCGGUUGACCCAUGGAUCGAAAAUCCUGGCGUCGAAGGUUUCAUAUGUGCCGUUUGGAUAA
Messenger RNA from Closterium sp. Yama58-4, 435 nucleotides. The record is from the annotation of a GenBank genome assembly. NCBI's taxonomy places the organism in Eukaryota, Viridiplantae, Streptophyta, Zygnematophyceae, Desmidiales, Closteriaceae.